ACUUAGAGCUGGAAUAAUGGCGGCGGUUUGAUGGUUUUUUUGUGCGUUGUUUCCUUUCACCUCAGGAGAAGCCGAACGAGAGAGAGACAAAAACCGAGGGGUAGAGACGCUUCCGACUCGGCGGAUUGAAGAAAAGAGCGGGGGUUUGCGGAGUAUGGUGUUUUUGUGAACAACUGGCUUGGUUCUUAUCUUAGAAUAACAGAACAAUAAUCAAUAGUAAUAGAUAGGAAAUAUCGGAGCCCGCCCGCAUCGCUUUUUAAAAAAAUUAAAUUUUCUCUGCCGCCCGCCCGCUACUCACCUCAAUGGCCGGCCUGAGGGUGAUCAUGAGUGGAGUGAGGGAGAAGCUGGAGGCGGUGCUGAACGUGGCCCUGCGGGUGCCCAGCAUCAUGGUGCUGGAGAUGCUGUACCGGUGGGACGUGAGCUCCUUCUUCCAGCAGAUCCAGGCCCGGAAUAACAACAACCUGCUCUUCCAGUACAAAUACCUGGCUCUCAAUCUGCAUUAUGUCGGUUAUAUAAUAAGCCUCGUUCUCCUCACAUUGCCUCGUCAACACUUGGUCCAGCUAUAUCUGUAUGUUUUGACUGCGCUACUUUUGUAUGCUGGGCACCAAAUUUCUAGGGACUUUGUGAGGAGUGAGAUAGAAUUCGGCCACGAUGGACCUGUGUAUGAGGAACCUUUAUCUUUGAACCGCUUCACUACAGCUUUGAUCGGGCAGUUGGUGGUGUGCACACUUUGCUCCUUUGUCAUGAAGACUAAACAGAUCUGGCUAUUUUCUGCCCAUCUGCUCCCUUUACUGGCACGGUUCUGCAUGGUUCCUGUGGAAAUGCUCGUAAUUAUCAACAGGUUUGCCAUGAUUUUCACGGCACUGGAAGUGCUUUAUUUCCUGGCCUCUAACCUGUUAGUACCAUACAAGCUGGCCAAAUCAGCAUACAGGGAACUGGUGCAGGUAGUGGAAGUUUAUGGGCUGUUGGCAUUGGGAAUGUCUCUCUGGAAUCAGUUGGUUGUUCCUGUGCUGUUCAUGGUUUUCUGGCUGGUCCUGUUUGCUCUACAGAUAUACUCUUACUUCAGUACACGUGAUCACCCCACAUCUCGUGAGAGACUGCUCUUCCUCUUUCUUACAAGUAUUGCUGAAUGUUGCAGCACUCCUUAUUCUUUGCUCGGUCUCAUGUUCACAAUCUCCUUCAUUACCCUGGGUGUUCUGACACUUUGCAAGUUCUACCUUCAAGGUUAUGGAGCUUUCAUGAACGACAAUCUCAUGCAUAGAGGUAUGACUGAAGGUAUCACAUUGCUGAUUCUGGCAGUACAGACCGGCCUGAUUGAAUUACAGGUUGUGCAUCGAGCUUUUCUGCUGAGCAUCAUUCUCUUUAUCGUGGUAGCUUCCAUCCUUCAGUCAAUGUUAGAAAUUGCUGACCCUAUUGUUCUUGCACUUGGAGCGUCAAGAAACAAGAGUUUGUGGAAGCACUUUCGAGCAGUCAGUCUGUGUUUGUUCUUGUUGGUGUUUCCAGCCUACAUGGCCUACAUGAUUUCUCAGUUUUUCCAGAUGGACUUUUGGCUACUCAUCAUUAUCUCCAGCAGUGUUCUGACAUCCUUGCAGGUGCUUGGAACACUCUUCAUUUAUAUCCUUUUUAUGGUGGAGGAAUUCAGUAAAGAACCAAUGGAAAAUCUUGACGACGUGAUCUACUAUGUGAAUGGCACAUAUCGCUUGCUUGAAUUCCUGGUGGCUUUGUGUGUUGUUGGAUAUGGUGUAGCAGAGACAAUAUUAGGAGAGUGGACUUGGAUGGGUUCAUCCAUCAUCUUUGUCCAUUCCUACUUCAAUGUCUGGCUUCGAGCACAGUUGGGAUGGAAGAGCUUUCUUCUCCGCAGGGAUGCGGCAAAUAAGAUCAACUCGCUGCCAACUGCCACUAAAGAGCAGCUUGAAGAGCACAAUGACAUUUGUUCCAUCUGUUACCAGGACAUGCAUUCAGCAGUGAUUACACCAUGCAGCCAUUUCUUUCACUCGGCCUGUCUCAAGAAGUGGCUAUAUGUGCAGGAAACAUGUCCAUUAUGCCACCAGCAGCUGAAAUCUCAAGGACAGCAGGUUGGGGCAACACCAGUGCAAGGACCAGGAGAGCAAUUGCCCCAAAAUGAGAGAAGACCAAUGCAAGAAUUGGCAGGACAAAAGGAUGGGCCUCCUGGUAAUGAUUCAGAUCUAGCUCUCGGUUCUGAAGAUGGCCCUGCAGGGCAAAAUGAAGAGGGCCAGAAAGCUCUCAACACUGAUUGCAGUUCUCAUGGAGACCCAGGCACAGGUGAACAUCCAUGUGCACAAAAUGGCUCUAAUAUUGGCAAAAUUGAGUUUCCACAUCCAGCUGAACUUUGUGAGGAUGAAUAUCAACAAUUGUCUGCUCCACAGGAGAGUUUCGAUAAACAAUGCAUGGCGGUGUUAAGUGCCCAUGGAAGGGAAUUGAUUGAAGCAGAUUGUCACCUUAACCUGCCAUGAUACUGCAGCGAUGUUAAAGCCUUAAAAUAAUGUAGGCAAUGGCUUCAUAUUUGAACUUGACAGCUUAAACAGGAAGUGAAUUGAAAUGUAUUUACAGAGAAACAGAAUGUAAUGUUCUCACAAGCAGGUCUGGAGACAUUUUGUAAGAAGGGAUUGAGUGAAUUUGUUGCCACAUCAUCUCUACAGUAUUAGACACAGCCAUGGCAAGACAGGGAGGAUGUUUUUGCUAGAUGUUUUGUAGGCAUGAAAUAAUUAGAUUGACUGAUGUAUUAUAUUUAUAUAUAAUUAGAAGCUUUAAGCAUGGUUAGAGUCACAUGCUACAAGCAGACUUUUUAAAAAAAACAAAUUAAAAAUUUUUGUAGCUCUAUAUUCAGCAACUGUGAUUGCACUGUCAUAGUUUAUAGUGCAUUUCCAAAGUAUUUAAUGAGUACCUGAUGAAUGGUGCGUGAAUAACUUUGGCUUGUACUUGCCUGCUCGAUGAAGUAGACUGGAGCUUUUAUGAACACUUUGUGAUUCCUUUCAAAUUUUUGAAGGGUCAUAAGUGGGAUGAACUACAGGAUACAGAUAAGAGCAGAGUUGCACGAUGAAUAUGGCACGUUUGACUUCUGAAACCUGAGGGGUACAGUGUUAUUUUUAAGUUGACAGUUAUGAUUUGUGGAAAUGAUUACAUUAACUUGUAUGAUGAAACAAAGCAAAAGAAAAAAGCCAUUUUGUAGCUCUGAUAGAUUUUGCACAAUUUUCUUUUUGGGAGGAGGGAAGAUAUUGGUGACAUAUUUUCUUAAUUCAUCAUGGCUUAUGUAGGUAGGCUCUCAUUUAAUAUUACUUUACUAUGUGCAUUUGAACAGAAAAGGGAAACUCGCUUUUUUGCAUCGAGUGAACCAGAGAAUUGAGAGUCUUACUCUGUAGCUUUCAAAAAUUGUGAACAAUUUCCAAACAACCAGGCUGGCAUUGAAUAAUAAAUAUGAGAUCAUGGAUAGAAUCAUUCUGACACAAUUUCUCUGGGGUUUUAUUUUGAGAAUGUGUAUGUCUGAAUAAAUAUGUCAAGGUCA
This is a messenger RNA of Carcharodon carcharias (great white shark), 3523 nucleotides long. It is a transcript of the gene rnf145a, whose product is annotated as ring finger protein 145a. Gene Ontology annotation, molecular function: zinc ion binding; ubiquitin protein ligase activity. NCBI's taxonomy places the organism in Eukaryota, Metazoa, Chordata, Chondrichthyes, Lamniformes, Lamnidae. Gene Ontology annotation, cellular component: endoplasmic reticulum; endomembrane system. The record is from RefSeq and is a predicted model, not a curated record. Bases 303 to 2474 code for a protein of 723 amino acids. The transcript has 10 exons.